Molecule: messenger RNA, 2083 nt
Organism: Rhopilema esculentum
Lineage: Eukaryota; Metazoa; Cnidaria; Scyphozoa; Rhizostomeae; Rhizostomatidae
Source: RefSeq, a predicted model, not a curated record
UCAUCAAGUUCCGCCUUCCCGCCUCUUUGUCAUAUAUAGAACCGAGGUUGCCAGAAAGAAAACAGGCAGGAAAAUCGAGAACAGGAAGAGUUCCAACAAAGAACCGAUGGUCCUGAUAUUCUGAGUUUCUUGCACCAUAGUGGAUCCAAGGAAAAUGGCAGCCUGUUAUUUCGUUAUACUGCUGAUAUUCUUUCUUGAACACAGAGAUGGUAGCUGUUCCGAAAAAAGUGUCCCAGCAACGGGACACUUACUGCCACUUGGUUCGCAUACAUCGCCAAGUGAAGUCGAAGAGAGAUCCGAUGUGCCUAGUGCAAAGGAGUUCAUGGAACGCUAUGUUUUUCCUUCAAAGCCUGUUGUUUUCAGAGGAAUCUUAAAGAACUCUCCAAUGCUAGAAAAAUGGACUGAUGAAUAUAUUGCUAAAACCUACCCAGAAUUGGAAGUAAGAAUGGAGGCAAAAACCGAAAAGGAAGGUUACGUUCCAAUCGGAAGUAUUGGGAUGGGACGUGACUCGCUUAAAAAUUUCAUAGACACGUACCACAUUACAAACAAAUAUUUAGUGUCAGAGCUGCCCACUCCGACAUGGCAUGAGGUUGUUGUUCCAUCCUUUAUGACAUGUGGACCCGUGCUAAAGAACUUCGUUGAGAUAGACUUAUGGAUGAGUGGUGGAAAUACCAGCAGUUUGCUCCACAAAGAUGCAUUUAAUGCUUUAAACUGUCUGUUCAAUGGAACAAAAGAGUGGAAGCUUUUUGCAUACAAACAUGAGAAAAAAUUGUAUAAAGCAUAUGAGCCUGGUUCUCCUCUUGGUGGUUUUUCAAGGAUCAACCCAGAUGCUGUAGACAUGAUAAAGUACCCCAAGGUUGCUACAGUGCCUUGGUCCUUCACAACUGUUAAAAAGGGUGACUGUCUUUUUCUUCCAAAAAGUAUGUACCAUCAGGUGAAAUCCUAUGGAACAAUGAAUACUGCUGUAGCCAUGCUGUUUUCCAGAUUUGAUCACAUUCAACAAAAUAAAACCCGCUUUACAGACUGCCCCAGCAAACCUUUACCACUUCAAGAUAUAGAUGUGGAUUUACAAUACUCUGGAAAAGGCAUGAUGUCAAUGGGAUAUUCAGAAUUAAGGAAUGUCAGGGAGCAAUUGAUGGCAAAUAUAGACGAUAAUGAUAAGUCUACAUAUAAACAUAUUUUAGAAGCAGUCAGCAUAAAGGAUGGACACCCACUUUCUCCUGAGGAGAAAGCAGACAGGUUAAUGAGCAUUCUUAAAAAACAUGGAAAAUCUGCCAAGAGAAUCACAAGGAAAUUAGUUAAAACUUUGCCAAGGAGUUCAAUAAGAGAGGUUAGCUUUCUGAUAGAGCCAUUUUUACCCUCCAAUUCCUAUGACUAUGAGUAUUUUCAGAUAAGUCCAAGAGAGAUAGCUGAGUUGCUCAGUAUUUUGGUCAAAAAAAGCAAUGGGGUUGUCAAAAGAGAUGAUUUUGUGAAACAGUAUCAAGAAAGACUUUGGGGGUCUGAAAAAUUUGGGGACUCUUUUUUUGAUGAUUUAGCAGGAAAAGGUUCAACCAGUGUAGGGAAGGAAGGCAUAAUAACCAACUUCCAUUCUGCAGCAAGAAAGUUUGAUAAAAAAGAAGGUGGACAAGGUGAUUCAGAUGAGGAUGAUGGUCGCGAUGAAGAGGAUGAUGAUAAUGAAAAAGGCAAUUAUGAUGAUGCAUAUAUUGGAAGAAAUAUUGAUCUAGAUUCUGAAAAGGAUGAUGAAACCUUGAUGGGUUUAGGAAAGCAAAUUUUUGAAAAGGGUUUUGUAGACAAUGAACUUAGUUAUGGGGCUAGUAUAAACACUCAAGAAGAAGCCCAAGAAAAUUCUGUAGUUCCAGAUAGUGAAGAAAAAAACAAACAUUUAAUGCACGAUAGAGAUGGUCAGAAACAACACAGUGCCAAUGAACCACAAGGCUUGAACAAGGAUGAACUUUAAAAUCAAUUUUUGCACACUGCUGUCAGCUGCUAAUUUGUAUUGUGGAAUGCAAAGUUUUAAUAUGCAGAAAGUCUUUUAUUUAAUUAUUGUUCACAAUAAAACCUUCCGAAAAAUAAAUAUAACAAA